AUGAAUAAUUUUGAAACCACUCCUGGGUUUUGCUCCGACUGUGGAUCUAUAUUACCUUUAUUGAAAAAUUCUGGAAAAGUGACUUGUUAUUUAUGCAAUCGGCAAUAUGGUUUAGAAGCUUUUGGUAAUAUGGAACUUUUCAUGAAUAUCGAAUUUAAUUCAUCUGAUACUUACACUGGUUCAAAAUCGAAAAAAGAGAGAAAAGCAAAAAUUACUGAAAAAGAAUCAGAAGGUCCUGUCAUAGAAAGACGAUGUCCAAAAUGUGGCAAUGAUAAAAUGUCUUAUGCAACCUUACAGUUACGAUCAGCAGACGAGGGUCAAACUGUAUUUUAUACAUGCACUAAUUGCAAAUAUAAAGAAACUGAAAAUUCUUAAACGACUGAUAGGCAAUUUAUGGUUUUGAGGAAUACUU
Ctenocephalides felis (cat flea) is the source of this 412-nucleotide messenger RNA. Its product is annotated as DNA-directed RNA polymerase I subunit RPA12-like. The record is from RefSeq and is a predicted model, not a curated record. Lineage: Eukaryota; Metazoa; Arthropoda; Insecta; Siphonaptera; Pulicidae. Bases 1 to 375 code for a protein of 124 amino acids. Gene Ontology annotation, cellular component: RNA polymerase I complex. Gene Ontology annotation, biological process: termination of RNA polymerase I transcription; DNA-templated transcription. Gene Ontology annotation, molecular function: zinc ion binding; DNA-directed RNA polymerase activity; nucleic acid binding. The transcript has 3 exons.